AUGCUCGCCUGCAGGUGGGCACCAGCUUCCCAGGUGGGCCUCCCUUGCUCCUCGUCUCUCCGCAAUUGGAUUGCCGAUCUCGAGGCCCUCCCCCGCUCCCUCUCCUACCUGGGUCUCAGUUACCCCAGUGACCUGACCCGGUCCCUGUCUGCCUCUGCUCCUUUCCCCCUGCCAUGCCAGGCAUAUGUCGGGCAUAUGUCGGGCCUACGUGGGGUGGGACCCGCCCUCCCGUCUCAUCAUAGUCGCAUUCAGGCACCUGCACCUCGUCUCCGCAACUGGAUCGCCGAUCUCGAGGCCCUUCCCCGUUCCCUCUCAGUUACCCCGGGCACCUGCACCUCCUCCCUCCGCAACUGGAUCGCUGAUCUCGAGGCCCUCCCGCGCUCCCUCUCAGUUACCCCGUUUCGGACCCUCUCGUUUCCCUUCUUUCCUGCCAACAGGCAUAUUCCCCGCGCCCGCGUGCACCGCGGCUUCUACUCCGCUUACCACUUCACGCGCCUGCGCCCGGCGGUGGUUGGGGUGGUGCUGUUCCUCACGACGAUCCUUCCGAGUUCCUAUCGUGUGGCCUUCACGGGACACUCCCUGGGAGGCGCCCUCGCUACUCUCAGUGCUCUCGACCUGCAGGUGGGUGGCUGGGGUUUCCCUGGUAGAGAACGGUGGGUGGCUGGGGUCUCCCUGGUAGAGAACGGUGAGGUCUCCUACGACCUCCCAUCACCCGACAUUCGAGUCGUCACCUUUGGCUCGCCUCGAGUUUCUUACGACCUCCCAUCUCCCGCCAUUCGAGUCGUCACCUUUGGCUCGCCUCGAGUGGGCAACGCUGCAUUUGCCGCAUAUUUCCGUCAGAAGGUUCCUGGAAGCACCCGCGUGACCAACUGGAAGGACCUUGUGCCGCACUUGCCGCCCGCAACGAUCGGUUACCACCAUGUGGCCACUGAAGCCUGGAUAAUCCCAGACUCUGUGCACAAUGUCUCCUUCAGUUCUAGAGGAGGGGCAUCGAGCGGGGAGCGCGAUGCUGCUGGGGGGAUCCUCAUGCCAAACCAGCUGUUCCAACGCCGUUCGCUGCAACGCCGCGUGUUUCAACGCCGUUCGUUAGAACGUCAAUCGUUACAACGAGGAAAGUCGUUACACCGGCAGCUGUUGCAAGAUUCAACACAUUCGCUUGACGAAAUGGGCAGCCAGGCCAGACACCAAGGUAAUCUGACGUGGCACGUGCACCAGUGUGACGAGACAGGCGAAGACCCCUGCUGCAGCAGGUCGGUGGUGGGCGACAGUAUAGCCAACGACAUGAGGUAUCUGGGUGUGUUGUCCCAUGCUCUGGACUUAUCUUUGACUCCUAUCCGCCCCUCCUUCCUCAUUCCUUUCCAAAACCCCCUCCCUCUUCAAUUAUCUCUCCACCUGCCAGAUCGGUGGUCUGUGGUGGGCAACAGUAUAGCCAACCACCUGGAGUCUCUGGGGAUGCUGUGCUGUCUUAUGAUACAGCCUCCUCUCCAACAACCCCUCCCUCAAUCAUUCCCCCUCUCCUCCCCGCACCUGCCAGGUCUGUGGUCUGUGGUGGGCGACAGUAUAGCCAACCACCUGGAGCAGCUGGGAGUGCCGUCUUAUAAUACAGCCUCCUCUCCCACAACCCCUCCCUCAAUCAUUCCCCCUCUCCUCUCCCACCUGUCAGGUCGGUGGUCGGUGGUGGGUGACAGCAUUGCCAACCACCUGGAGCAGCUGGGAGUGCCGUCUUAUAAUACAGCCUCCUCUCCCACAACCCCUCCCUCAAUCAUUCCCCCUCUCCUCCCCCACCUCUCAGGUCGGUCCGUGGUGGGCGACAGCAUAGCCAACCACUUGGAGUACCUGGGAGUGCCAUGCUACAGCCCCCUCUCCCCCUCUUCACUCAGUUCCCUUUCCUUCCCCGCCCCUUCAAUCCUCUCACCAGGUCGGUAG
Messenger RNA from Closterium sp. Naga37s-1, 1926 nucleotides. The record is from the annotation of a GenBank genome assembly. Lineage: Eukaryota; Viridiplantae; Streptophyta; Zygnematophyceae; Desmidiales; Closteriaceae.